CCUUUGUUCUCCUAUUCCUCAUCGUUUACAGAUCGCAACCGUCUCCUGGGGUUUCGAUUUUCUCAAACGAGUUCCUGUUGAGUUCUCAUCGCGCAGUAGGUGUGCAAAGGAGUCCUGCUUCCAACCCUCGUGUCUCAGCCUGUGGUGGAAAGAAAGAAAGAACGAACGAACGAACGGACGAACCACACGGGUCCUGUUUUAGGGUUGCCUCUUCCGGAGCUCCUGCGAUGGACACGCUGAUUCCCGAGAUUUGCCGGCUGCUCAACGACACCUUGAGUCCAGAGAAAGCCGUGCUAGCGUCCGCCACCGAUGGCCUGGAUCGUCUCUCGCGUUUUCCUCAUUUCCCCCUCUCCCUCCUCGCAGUGGCCACAGGUGGUGACAGCCAGGGGCUAAGACUAGCAGCGGCUGCUUACCUGAAGAACUUUGUCCGAAGUUGUAUGGAUGACGAUCCACAGUCUCUUGAACUUCAGAGGUUUCGGAACCAGCUAGCUCAGGCCCUGCUUCAAGCUGAACCUGCAGUUUUAAAAGUUCUAGUCGAAGUUUUUCGUCUGAUUGUGGUGAAAAACUUUGUGAAGGAGAAUACUUGGCCUGAACUUGUUCCCGAGCUAACAUCGGUAAUCCAAAGAAGCAAUCUUAUCAUCCAAGAUAAAAAUGCUCAAUGGAGUACCCUUAAUGCACUUACAGUGCUUCAAACAAUCCUAAGACCAUUCCAGUACUUUUUGAAUCCAAAAGUUCGAAAUGAAUCUGUACCAGUGCAGUUGGAGAUAAUAGCACAGGAAAUACUUGUGCCUUUACAAGCAACAUUUCAUGACUUUGUUAAUAAGACGUUAUCAUUUCAAGAUCCAUUUCAAGAUCAAGUACAAAGCAAGCUUGAGGAAAUCAUUCUUAUUAUAUGCAAAUGCAUGUAUUUUAGUGUAAGGUCAUAUAUGCCAUCUGCAUUGGGCCCCAUUUUACCUUCUUUUUGUCAUGACUUGUUUCGGAUACUGGAUUCAUUGAGUUUAGAUGGUGCUUCUGAUGAUGGAUCUCUGCUAAGACUGAAGAUUGCAAAGAGAGGUUUGAUAAUUUUUUCUGCUUUGGUGACACGUCAUCGGAAACACGUUGACAGGCUGAUACCUAGUGUAGUAGAUUGUGCAUUCAAAAUAGCUAAGCAGAGUGGUAACAUAUGUAGUUCUAAAACAGUGAAGGUCAUGCAGAAUUUGGAUUGUAUCUCAGAGCGGAUUAUCUCCUUGGCAUUUGAUGUCAUCUCAUAUAUAUUAGAAUCAGGCCCUGGAUGGAGAGUUGUUUCACCCCAUUUUUCUUCACUGCUUGAUAAUGCAAUCUUCCCAGCGCUGGUUUUGAAUCAAAAGAGUGGGAUGAGGAUGCUGAGGAGUACAUACGGAAGAAUCUCCCUUCUGAUAUUGAUGAAAUUUCCGGAUGGGCUGAAGACUUAUUUACUGCAAGGAAAAGUGCAAUUAGUUUACUUAGUGUUAUUGCAAUGUCGAAGGUCGUUGAAAUUGACCAAUAUAAAAGAGGGUGACAUAAUGCACGAGGCUCCUGCUGGCGUGGGGCUUGGGAAGGGUCAUGGUCCACGUAUUGCCACUGCCACUACUAAACGUAAAAAAGCAGACAAGAGCAAAGGAAAACAACAGGAAUCCUCUAUCGGGGAACUCUUGGUUAUACCAUUCCUGUCCAAGUUUCCUAUGCCCUAUCAUGGGGAUAAGGCCUCAUCAAAGAUUGUGCACAAUUACUAUGGUGUUUUGAUGGCUUAUGGCGGUCUUCCAGAUUUCCUGAGGGAGAGAAAUUCUGAGUAUACAACUACUUUAGUUAGAAACCGUGUGCUUCCAUUGUAUUCAUCAUGUCCAUUUGUUCCAUACUUGGUUGCCACAGCAAAUUGGAUAAUUGGGGAGCUUGCUUCCUGCCUUCCUCAGGCCAUGAGUUCAGAUGUUUAUGAUUCAUUGAUCAAGGCAUUGACUAUGCCAGAUAUAAAUGGUAUUAAUUGCUAUCCUGUCCGUGCUUCUGCUGCUGGGGCCAUCAUAAGGCUUCUUGAGAAUGAGUAUGUUCCUCCUGACUGGCUGUCCGUCCUGGAAGUUGUGGUUAACCAGAUUGCUAAUGGAGAAAAAAAUGAGUCAUCUUUUCUGUUUCAUCUUCUAGGCACUGCAGUUGAGGCUGGACAAAACAUAAUUUCUGCUCAUAUUCCAAUGCUCAUCUCUAGUGUGGUUGGUGCAAUUGUCAACCACAUACCUCCAAUUCCGGACCCUUGGCCACAGGUGGUUGAGCGAGGUUUUGCUGCAUUAGCAGCCAUUACAAAGACCUGGGAGGCUUCUAGUGCAAGUGAAGCCCUGGAACAUGAUGACAGGAAGUGGGAGUCUGCCCAGGCAGUAAUUGCAAGGACAUUUGCAACUUUGUUGUAUCAGGCUUGGGCAGUGUCUGUGCAGUCAAUUGAUUCAGCAGAUAGAAGUACAUCACCACCUCUAUCAUGUUUAGAUGAUGCCUCCACAUUGCUUGGAUUGAUCUUGAAGUCUGCUACUAAAAAGAAUGAAAUUGAAGAAUUGAAAAUACCAGAGUUGUUAGCCUUAUGGUCUGACCUUAUAUCAGACUGGCAUGGUUGGGAAGAGAUGGAGGACUUGGCAGUUUUUGAUUGCAUUCAAGAAGCUGUCAAUCUACAGAGAAGAUGUGAUUCUACAAACUUCUUGUUGACAAGGAUAUCAUCUCGUGUUUCUCCUGGUGUGGACCAAUCGAUUAUUGAAGGUGUCUCUGCUUUUGUCACCAAGGGCAUUAUGGCAUACCCAUCUGCUACUUGGAGGGCUUGUUCAUGUGUUCAUGAAUUACUACAUGUCCCUUCAUUUUCAUUUCAGAUGCAAUGUGUCAAGCAGUCCAUUAUUACUUCGUUCACACAGGCAGCUUUUUCUCAUUUUAAGGAUUUGCGUAACAAGCCUACUGGGCUUUGGAAGCCUUUGUUGCUGGUCAUUUCAUCAUGCUAUAUAUUGUGUCCUGAAAUUGUUGAGCAAGUCUUAGACCGAGACGAGGAUAAUGGCUUUAUGAUUGUUGCAUGCGGGUUGGCACAUGUCUCAUCAAGAUCUUUUGAUUCUGGUAUUUCAUCAGUAUCUGAGAUCAAGUUAGCUGUGAUUACACUGGAAAAGUUUGUUGAGCGACUUGUAGCCUUCCCAUUGGAGGAUGGCAAUAAGGUUUUGCAAGAUUGUCUUGUGUCCUUGAUGGAGGCAUUCCUGCAUCUUAAAGAAGUCGAGGAGAAAGAAGCUGAAGAGAGUGAUAGCGAAGUCAUAGAUGAUGAAUAUUCAGAUGAAGAGAUUAGUGAUAACGAGGAUUCUGAGGACGACGACCUAGAAGAGACACAAGAAGAGUUCUUGGAUAGAUAUGCAAAAGCAGCUGAUGAACUAAGUGAAGUAGUUGCAGGAGACAUAGAAGAUGGAGUCCAAGAUCUUGAACUAGGCCCGGUUGAUGAGAUUGAUGUGCGAGAAGAAGUUCUAUCCUUAAUAAGGAGACACCACCAAGUUCUAUUGAAGGGGCAAGUGUUGUCAUCGGGCCUCAUCCAACAGAUGCUUGAUGCAUUUCCAGAAUGCACCCCUCUAUUGCAAGUACAUUGACAAAGUCAGCUUGGGCAUUCUUGAAACCCAAAUGCAGAUGUUUGUUCUGUUCUCUAUAUAUGUUGUGUGACCCCUACUUAUUUUUGAGGAUGUCAUUUUAUUUGCCAAAUUCUAUUGUGAUUAAUUUUCUUUUUCUUCCUCCAGCUUGUUCUCUAUAUAUUUACGUUGUAUAUCGGGUUUCUCAUCGGUGCAGCUCUGUUCUUUCCUUUUUUUUA
This is a messenger RNA of Musa acuminata AAA Group (dessert banana), 3796 nucleotides long. RefSeq lists its product as uncharacterized. The record is from RefSeq and is a predicted model, not a curated record. Gene Ontology annotation, cellular component: cytosol; nuclear envelope. Lineage: Eukaryota; Viridiplantae; Streptophyta; Magnoliopsida; Zingiberales; Musaceae. Bases 228 to 3581 code for a protein of 1117 amino acids. Gene Ontology annotation, biological process: protein export from nucleus; protein import into nucleus. Gene Ontology annotation, molecular function: nuclear export signal receptor activity; small GTPase binding. The transcript is spliced from 23 exons.